Messenger RNA from Ascoidea rubescens DSM 1968, 318 nucleotides. Its product is annotated as DNA polymerase epsilon noncatalytic subunit. Gene Ontology annotation, molecular function: protein heterodimerization activity. Gene Ontology annotation, cellular component: nucleus; CHRAC. The annotation marks the transcript as partial. Lineage: Eukaryota; Fungi; Ascomycota; Saccharomycetes; Ascoideales; Ascoideaceae. The record is from RefSeq and is a predicted model, not a curated record. The transcript has a single exon.
GAUGAUGAAGAAGAAUUGGGAACUACAGUAUUGCCGUUGGCGAGAAUCAAGAAAAUACUUAAAUUUCAUCCUUCACAUAUAUCAUGUAAUGAGGCAACUGUUUUUGCUACAGCUAUUGCAACAGAAUUAUUUGUUCAAUAUCUAACGGAGCAGGCAUUAAUAAAUGCUCGAAUAGAAAAAAGGAAAAAAUUGACGUAUAAGGAUUUUUCGCAAGCUGCAUCAGUGAAUUCUAAUUUGAAUUUUUUAACCAAUGUUGUACCCAAGACUCAAAGUGUUCGAAAAUUAGUUCGGAAUGAUGCUAUAAGGUAUUCUAAAGCG